This is a messenger RNA of Cheilinus undulatus (humphead wrasse), 5684 nucleotides long. RefSeq names its product zinc finger, SWIM-type containing 5 (gene zswim5). The transcript is spliced from 16 exons. Gene Ontology annotation, cellular component: Cul2-RING ubiquitin ligase complex. The record is from RefSeq and is a predicted model, not a curated record. The coding region runs from base 33 to 3512 and encodes 1159 amino acids. Lineage: Eukaryota; Metazoa; Chordata; Actinopteri; Labriformes; Labridae.
CGGUUGGUCUCGUCAGUGUUGAUCGGUUCGCUAUGGCGGAAGGACGCAGAGAACAGCCCCAUCCUCUCCUCUCCUUACCUCCGGCCAGCAAGCGACCCUGCCUGCGCCCUGCUCCCCGUGGUCCCGGCCCGGGGCCCGGCCACGGCAGCGGGUCGCCCAGCUCUCGGUAUCGCUCACCGGAGUCUCUCCUGGACUGCGCGGCGAAAGCAGUAGCGGAAAAGUGGGCCUUUGAGAGAGUAGAGGAGCGCUUCGAGAGGAUCCCGGAGCCCGUCCAGCGCCGCAUCGUCUACUGGUCUUUUCCCCGUAACGAAAAGGAGAUAUGCAUGUACUCUUCGUUUCAGUGCCGAGUCGCCGGCGAGGAGGGACCGUCGGCGGCUACCGGCGGGGCUGGGGGCGCGGGGUCUGGAAGUACAACCGCCGGUGGCGGCGGAGGAUCUACCGCCGGUACGACGGCUGCCGUGGGGGCAGCCGGAGCUGUGGGGACGGGAGACGGACUGCCUUUCCGUCGGGGUAUCAGGCUGCUAGAGACCGGCUGUGUGGAAAACGUUUUACAAGUCGGCUUUCACCUCAGUGGCACAGUAACUGAACCCGCCACAUCGUCAGAGCCCGAAGUCACACACAAGGUGGCCAUCAGCUUCGACCGAUGCAAGAUCACCUCAGUCACCUGCGGUUGCGGGAACAGAGACAUCUUCUACUGUGCCCAUGUGGUGGCGCUCUCUCUUUACCGGAUUCGCAAGCCUGAACAGGUGAAGCUACGGUUGCCGAUUUCGGAGACGUUGUUCCAGAUGAACAGAGAUCAGCUGCAGAAACUGGUUCAGUAUCUGAUCACAGCCCACCACACUGAGGUGCUGCCCACCGCUCAGAAACUGGCUGAUGAAAUCCUUUCCUCCAACUCUGAGAUCAACCAGGUCCACGGUGCUCCGGACCCGACAGCAGGCGCCAGCAUUGACGAUGACAACUGCUGGCAUCUGGACGAGGAUCAGGUCAGAGAGCAGGUCAAGCAGUUUCUAUCGCAGGGAGGAUACUACGGCUCGGGGAAGCAGCUCAACUCCAUGUUUGCUAAGGUGAGGGAGAUGCUACGAAUGCGAGACUCCAACGGCGCCCGGAUGCUGACGCUCAUAACGGAGCAGUUUAUGGCAGACCCCAGGCUGUCGCUAUGGAGACAGCAGGGCACCGGCAUGACGGAUAAAUGCCGGCAGCUCUGGGACGAGCUGGGUGCAUUGUGGGUGUGCGUGGUGUUGAACCCUCACUGCAAGAGUGAGGAGAAGAGCAGCUGGCUGAAGCAGCUGAAGAAAUGGGGGGACAUGGACGUGUGCCCACUGGAGGACGGCAACUACGGCAGCGAGCUUCCAAACAUCACCAACGCUCUGCCACAGAGCAACCUGGCUCAGGACUCUCUGUCCAGGCCGAGGAGGACAGUGUUCAGCCGGGCGGUCGAGGCCUGCGACCUCCACUGGCAGGACAGCCACCUGCAGAGGAUCAUCAGCAGUGACCACUACAUGUCUCCAUCCUACCAGAGGGAGGGGGAGAGCCUGCUGUUCAACCCACAGGGCCUUCCGCUGUGGCUAGACCACGUACCAACAGCCUGCGCUCGUGUAGACGCUCUGCGUUCCCAUGGUUACUCCAGGGAAGCCCUGCGAUUGGCUGUGGCCAUCAUAAACACGCUGCGCCUCCAGCAGCAGAGACAGAUGGACAUCUACAAACACCAAAAGAAAGAGCUUCUCCAGAGAGGCGUGACCUCCACCACCAAUCUGGAAGGCUGGGUCGGUCAUCCACUAGACCCGAUUGGCUGCCUGUUCACCACACUCACAGAAACCUGCCGCGUAGACGACGACAACAGCAUGGACACUGGAGACGGUGACCCCCGUCCUCCUGUCUACCACCAUGUCCCUGUGUGGGGCAGUCCUGAUGGCAGCGAGUCUUACCUGACGUUGGCCUUGGAGGUGGCUCUGAUGGGAAUGGGCCAGCAGAGGAUCAUGCCCGAGGGUCUCUAUGCUCAGGAUAAGGUUUGUCGUAACGAGGAGCAGAUCGUCACAAAACUACAAGAGCUGGAGCUGGACGACCUCCUGGUUCAGACUCUUCGUAAGCAGGCCAUACAGCUGCUAGAAGCUGGUCCAUUCAGCGGUCUGGGUGAGGUCAUCCAUAGGGAGAGCGUUCCCAUGCACACCUUUGCCAAAUACCUCUUCUCUGCUCUGCUGCCUCAUGACGCAGACCUGGCAUACAAGGUGGCUCUCCGUGCCAUGAGACUGCCAGUGUUGGAGUCAUCAGCAGGCUCUGGGGACGUGGGUCACCCUCAUCAUGGCAUCUCCAUCGUUCCCAGCAGAUACCCACGCUGGUUCACACUGGGACAUCUGGAGUCUCAGCAGUGUGAGCUAGCCUCCACCAUGCUCACUGCUGCUAAAGGUGACAUGUUGAGAUUGCGGACAGUUCUUGAGGCAAUCCAGAAAAACAUCCACUCCUCGUCUUUAAUCUUCAAACUCGCCCAGGACGCCUUUAAGAUCGCAACACCUGCCGACAGCCCGCCUGAUAUCACUCUGCUCAACGUGGCUCUAGAGCUGGGACUGCAGGUGAUGAGGAUGACUCUGUCCACACUGAACUGGAGGAGGAGGGAGAUGGUCCGCUGGCUGGUCACUUGUGCCACAGAAGUCGGUCUGCGGGCGUUGGUGAGCAUCUUGCAGAGCUGGUACACUCUCUUCACACCCACUGAGGCCACCAGCAUCGUGGCAGCCACCGUGAUGUCCCACAACACCAUCCUGCGCCUCAGCCUCGACUACCCGCAGCGGGAGGAGCUUGCCAGCUGUGCCCGUACACUGGCUCUGCAGUGCGCCAUGAAGGACCCCCAGAACUGCGCUUUGUCGGCACUGACGCUCUGCGAGAAAGACCACAUCGCCUUUGAGACGGCCUACCAGAUUGUGAUCGACGCGGCAUCAACCGGUAUGACCUACUCGCAGCUGUUUACCAUUGCAAGGUACAUGGAGCACCGAGGAUACCCACUGCGCUCCUUCAAGCUGGCCUCCCUCGCAAUGACACACCUUAACCUGGCUUACAACCAGGACACUCACCCAGCCAUUAACGACGUGCUCUGGGCGUGCGCGCUCAGCCACUCUCUUGGGAAGAAUGAGCUAGCAGCCAUUAUCCCCCUGGUGGUAAAGAGCGUGCACUGCGCCACGGUGCUGUCUGACAUCCUGCGGCGGUGCACCAUGACGGCGCCGGGGCUCGCGGGCAUUCCCGGGAGAAGGAACUCUGGGAAGCUGAUGUCGACAGACAAGGCGCCGCUCAGGCAGCUCCUUGAUGCCACGAUCUCUGCGUACAUCAACACCACGCACUCUCGACUGACACACAUUAGUCCGCGGCACUAUGGAGAGUUCAUAGAGUUCCUGAGCAAAGCGCGGGAGACUUUCCUGCUGGCACAGGACGGACACAUUCAGUUCGCCCAGUUCAUAGACAACCUAAAACAGAUCUACAAGGGCAAAAAGAAACUGAUGAUGUUGGUCAGGGAGCGCUUCGGCUGACAUCCCCACGCCCUCAUAGGGACCCUCUUCUUGGGAAGUAGUUAAACUCAUUUGUUUCUAUUUAAGGUUUUUUGGAUUCUUUGUAUUUUUACUCCUUUUGUUGAGCCAUUUGUUGACUAAGUCUUAAGUUUUUGUCCUGUUUUUGUUGUUUUGUUUCUUGAAUGUGAACCAGAAAGUGUUCACAGUGCAUUGCUCUACUUCAUUAAGACUGCAAAAAGGGGAAAUUGGCUUGAAAUGUCAAAGAAAAAGCAAGAACAAAGCCUUUUUUUCUCCUUCCAAUUUAUGUUAAACCUUGUAUGAAAAAGUCAAAGGAUUGUGAUAAAAAACAAAAAAGGAACUUUUGUUUUGUGAUGGCACAUGCUGACUUAAAAACCAAAAGAUUUUGAUGGAUGGGGUACUUACUUUGAGCCAGAGGACACUUUCAGCUGAAGAAAAGAAGUGUUUUUUAAAGAGGAUGGGACACAUCAUUCCAAAAAGAGAACAUGGAGGUCGGAAAAACACACAUAGUGUUAUCGUCAUACCUCGUCUGUAUUAUUUGUCAGCUUUAACUUCUCUUGAAAACGGCCUCUUGUUUCCUUCAGGGCUUCUUAGAGUAGAGAGGGUGAAUACAGAAAUACAAAUGUGUGAUUUCUCUGCAACAGCAGGUUUAAUAACAUGACUAAAGCAACUGUAGAUGAGCUGGUCAGAGCUUUUCCUUCACAGUAUCCCCAGAGGAAGAACCAUGAGGGCAUGACAGCCUGGCAGUGACAUUAUCCAGGCUGCUUUAGCAUAGGUAGACUAGUUGAGGCUCCACGUGCACAUAUAUUUACACAGUAUAUCUCCUAUGUCCUCCUAUAAGCUUAUUAACAGUGACAAUACACAACUGUGAUGAAAGGUGGGGUCACAGUAUUCCCAUCUCCAGAGACUCCACUGCACUGCUGUACCGCUGUUUGUGGCCAAAACCUUUGAAAAUCUCUGCUCCUCUUUCCUUCACUAGAUCAAGAGUUAGUCAAAAGCAAUAUGAGUCAAGUCUGCGCUUCUCUUUUAUCACACAGCAGCAUUAAUUUCACUGUCUUGCAUUCUGCUUGGAAGCUUUGGAUCAUGAUAAGAGAUUGUUAAAUCCAGUGACUGUUACUUUAGCUAAAAGUCUCUUUUCCAUCUCAAAAACAUUGACAGGAACUAAAGGAACUUUUCUAUGGCUAUUAUGACAGAAUUAUGUGCUACUUUUUUGCCUAAAUUCCCACCUUUAGCCCAAACUGGGUGUUUUUAGCACUUUAAAGGGGAUCACAUCUAGAAUUUACAAGUGAGGGAUCAAAGAAGCUUACUGAUUUACCAUGCUUUACUAUAACGGCAAAAUUACAAAUGUAAUAUCCAAAAGAAAACUAGAAUAACUCCUUUUCUGCUAAGAGUGCAAAUUACUGCUUGCUACAGGUUAUCCAUUACAUCUUGCCAAAUCUUGUCCUGUUUCAUGUCACCAUUUUAGUCAAUGUUUUGCUUUCUCUGAUCUACAAAUGCUGUCUGGAUACGAAUAACUUCACCUGUCUUUUUAACCCAUAGGAUGGAGCAUUUCUCUUCAAAACUUAAGACAAAGUUAGCAGGCUGCCACUAAAUCUAUCACAUUGUUCAGUACUUAAAGAAAAAGUGAAUCCUGGAUUCAGGUUAAGCUACAGUCAUGACUGUUUAAUGGUAAUGUUGCUACAUAUCUGUAAAUGUAGUGAACCAUUGUUAGCAUUACACCUUUGCUUAAAGCUCUUUGCAGAUGAUGUCACGCAGGAGCAGAGAACUCCGAGUGGAGCCAAGUAGUGAUUUCUACAAAGAGUAUCACCACAAAAAAACAUAUUUUGUGCCGUUUAGGAUUAUGCUAAGCUCCCAAAGUGUGAAAAUAAAAAAAUUAAGAAUUCUGACUUUGAUCUCAGAAUUCUGGUUUGGAUCUCUUGAGUUCUGACAAGUUUCAAAAUUUUGACCUUUUUUCAGAGUUCUGACUUUAAUCCCAUGAUUUUGACUUAGCUUUCAGAAUUCUGACUUUGAUCUCCAAGUCCUGAAAAGUCUCAGAAUCUGGGCUUUUUGAUCUCAGAAAUCUGAUGUUGAACCUUUGAUUCUGACUUUUAUCUCAGAAUUCUGAGAUCAGUGAUGACAUUAUUUUAAAAAUUCUUACUUUGAUCUCAGAUUUUUGACUUCGAUCUCAGAAUUCUG